UACAAUAUAAAGUGCUCCAGUAAGACUGUGCUUUUCAAUUGCAGUCCGCGGGGACCAGCAAUUUGAGCUUGGUUCAAUCAAAUAAUUAUCCCUGAACUGCAUUAUACUUCAAACGUUUCCAGUGUGCUUCUUACUUGGUGAUAAUAGGACAUGGCUGCUGCUUAAAAAAAUGCAACAACUGGUCAAAUAUGCCUAAACUAGACUGUGAACUACACAGCAGUUGUCUUAACCAGAUUAAAGAGCCUUGCUGUGAUGUCGUUGAGAGUUUAAUAGGAAGAGCAAAGUGGGCGGCCCAAAGAAAAACUGUAGAAGGAAGGAAGGGUGGUGAAGUGAACAGAAGAGCUUCAAGUGGGGGGAGUGAGAGCAGACAAGGAAUAGCCAGGAGAGUAGCUGCUAACAGGGAGAGCCUGAAAGAGCUUGACGCUUAACUUAUUAAACAUGGGAUGUAAGGUGUUCAUUAUGAAGUGUUUUGUGGGCUUCUGGGACUAUGAGACACCAAAGAUCAUGGUGGUUAAAAAUAUGACCCUGGGAAUAAUCUACAGAAUCGUACAGCUUCUCAUUGUCACCUACUUCACUUGGUAUGUAUUUAUCAGUCAGAAGGCCUACCAAGAGAGUGAAACUGGACCUGAGAGUUUCAUCUACACCAAGAUGGAAGGUGCUGCAAUCUCAGGAGAUAACGUGCAGGACACUGUGGAGUAUUCAAGGCCACCUGAGGGUGGUGAUGUUAUCAGCGCAAUUCUACGGAAGGAAGUAACACCAAACCAGAAACAAGGGGUAUGUGCAGAGCACUUUGCUGUUCCAAAGGCUAAUUGCACAAAGGACUCUGACUGCAUCCCUGGGAGAACAGACAUGAGAGGCAAUGGGCAGAGGACAGGAAGCUGUGUGCAGUACUACAAUUUCACCUUCAAGACCUGUGAAAUAAAGUCCUGGUGUCCAAUUGAGGAGUUUGCAGCUAUCCGUGAACCAGAACUGAAAGAGGCCAUCAAUUUCACUGUUUUAAUUAAAAACACCAUCCAUUUCCCCAAGUUCCGAGUUGCAAAGUCGAAUGUGAUGCGAAAGAGGAGCAAAUAUUACCUGCAGUCUUGCCACUACAACGAAGUGACUGAUAUCUACUGUCCAAACUUCAAACUGGGAUAUAUUGCUGAGCAGGCGGGGGAGAAGUUCUCUGAACUCUGCAAGACUGGUGGGGUAAUUGGUGUGUUCAUCAACUGGAACUGCAAUCUGGACCUGGACCCUUCUGAGUGUAAGCCAAAAUACUCUUUUAGACGGCUGGAUCUGCGCAAAAACCAUGCCUCCUCAGGCUACAAUUACAGGUUUGCGAAGUACUACAGUGAAAAUGGAACUGAGGUUAGAACCAUGAUUAAAGCCUUUGGGAUGCGGAUUGAUGUCAUUGUUCAUGGUCAGGCAGGAAAAUUCAGCAUCAUCCCAACAAUUAUCAACAUGGUCACAGCCUUGACAUCAGUGGGAAUUGUCUCGUUUCUCUGUGAUUGGAUUCUGCUGACAUUUAUUGACAAAGAUGAGGUGUACAGUGAGAAAAAGUUUGAUGAGAUCUGCAAGCACUCAAGCAAUACCCCAGAAAUGGAUAUCACCAUGGUAAGCCACGACACCACCCAUACAGACUUGUCUGAUAGUGUACAACUCUGAUCAUGCUUGCCUGUCUACCCCCUGGUCUCUUUCACCAUUUUUGCUAAGGCAUCCUUCCAAACUGAAAAAAAAAAAUUGGGAACAGUGCUUUGAAUCAAGGGGGGCAAAAGUGUGUGCCAGUGCAAGGAGCAUUGUGAACUCUUUUCGGUAUUCUAGAUGAUAUCAUUUCAUGUGGGAUCCAUUGAGCCAUAAGAAGUGUGCAAGUCAGUGGGUGCAAAGCCAAUUGGAUAACCAAAUGCGGAAAUGCAGACAAUAAACCAAACUUUGGACAAAUGCUCACUUAAUGGGGCUUUUCAUGUGCCUUCUGUGUUCUAGUCUUUCCACUGCCGAUGUUUAAUUGUGCUAAAUUAAAGCCUCCAACAUUUAAGAACUUUAAUAAUAAAGCAUUUAAUUCUGCUGAACUACCUCGGAAGCCGAAUGUCUCAUGUUUCUCAUUACUGUUGGUUCUAAAGAACAGCUAUGGAU
This is a messenger RNA of Polypterus senegalus (gray bichir), 2109 nucleotides long. RefSeq names its product purinergic receptor P2X, ligand-gated ion channel, 2 (gene p2rx2). The transcript has 12 exons. Gene Ontology annotation, cellular component: nuclear inner membrane; plasma membrane. Gene Ontology annotation, molecular function: purinergic nucleotide receptor activity; ATP binding; extracellularly ATP-gated monoatomic cation channel activity. The record is from RefSeq and is a predicted model, not a curated record. The coding region runs from base 439 to 1644 and encodes 401 amino acids. Gene Ontology annotation, biological process: monoatomic cation transmembrane transport; response to ATP. Lineage: Eukaryota; Metazoa; Chordata; Cladistia; Polypteriformes; Polypteridae.